Messenger RNA from Anopheles nili, 726 nucleotides. It is a transcript of the gene ave, whose product is annotated as protein aveugle. Lineage: Eukaryota; Metazoa; Arthropoda; Insecta; Diptera; Culicidae. Bases 51 to 386 code for a protein of 111 amino acids. Gene Ontology annotation, molecular function: protein binding. Gene Ontology annotation, cellular component: cytoplasmic side of plasma membrane. The record is from RefSeq and is a predicted model, not a curated record. The transcript is spliced from 3 exons. Gene Ontology annotation, biological process: cell surface receptor protein tyrosine kinase signaling pathway.
CUCACAGAUUAUUCGCUAGUGCCACAAAAACACCGGAAUAAAACGAAAAAAUGGUUGAAGAAACGGUUCCGGUAGCGAAAUUAAAGACAAAAACAGCCCGUCCGAAGCCAGUUUAUAUGUGGACCGUCGUCGACACGCUGAAAUGGCUGCGAAGACAUUGCAACGAGCGGUGUGCACAAUAUCAAGAUGUUUUCCAGCGGCAUGAAAUUACCGGCCGUGCGCUGCUACGGAUCACCGACGAGAUGACGCUUCAACGGAUGGGUAUUGAGGAUGAGAAGGAUCGAGAUGAUAUCCUGCGAGAAAUCAUCAAGCAGCGGUUGAAAACAGACAUCAUGGAAAUUCGUGAUAUGGAGCUUAUGAAUAACGUGUACCAAAAUUGUUAUUAGAAAAUCCCCAAGCAUGUCCUGCCGGAGAGGAAUGUGGCCCGUGCUGGAUGUUUAUUAAACUUGUACGAUGCUUUACAAUAAAUCUAUAGUUUGGAAAGUUUCAUGUUUCUCUUUUUGAUGGAAUGAUUCCUGUUCUUUAUGGAGGUUUCAAAACCUCGUCUCGACAGCUGCAGGGAACAUAGUUGGAUCUUUUCUUCGACUCGCGCUAAUACGAGCAGUUCAGCGUGAACGCAGUGUAACAAUUGUUCCACUCCUACAGUCCCCUUGCAGCUCGAGCAUACCCAACAAUGUACUAUGCGUUGCAGUUUUCAAUUUUGCAUCCACAAGUUGAUGUUGGCUU